This is a messenger RNA of Scophthalmus maximus (turbot), 4032 nucleotides long. It is a transcript of the gene acsl1a, whose product is annotated as acyl-CoA synthetase long chain family member 1a. The record is from RefSeq and is a predicted model, not a curated record. Gene Ontology annotation, cellular component: membrane; endoplasmic reticulum. Gene Ontology annotation, molecular function: arachidonate-CoA ligase activity. The transcript is spliced from 21 exons. The coding region runs from base 173 to 2260 and encodes 695 amino acids. Gene Ontology annotation, biological process: long-chain fatty-acyl-CoA biosynthetic process; very long-chain fatty acid metabolic process; long-chain fatty acid metabolic process. Lineage: Eukaryota; Metazoa; Chordata; Actinopteri; Pleuronectiformes; Scophthalmidae.
UAUUCAUAGUUGUGAGAACCUCUGAGGUCUAUUAGAGGUCAGUGCGAGUCCUUCUAAUAGCAACUAUCGCAGCAAACAGGCCAUUCAGAUAAACUACAACUCUACACCUCUGGUGACACUUUCUGCCUUUUCCUAAAACAAACACUGCGGAGCUGGUCAGUGCAGAACAGCCAUGCAGGCUCAGGAGGUCCUGAGACAGCUGCGCUUUCCCGACCUGGAUGACGUCCGGCAGUACGUGCGUGGUUUGCCUACCAACGCGCUCAUGGGUAUGGGCGCUUUCGCCGCCAUCACCACCUACUGGUUUGCCAGUCGGCCGAAAGCCCUCAAACCACCCUGUGAUCUCGGCCUGCAGUCGGUGGAGAUACCGGGCGAAGAACGUGCCAGAAGAUCUGUACUGAACGACAGUGACGAAAACAUGACGCACUAUUACGACGACGCACGCACAAUGUACGAGGUGUUCCAGCGAGGGCUCAGAGUGUCGAAUAACGGACCUUGUCUAGGAUCAAGAAAACCAAACCAGCCGUACGAGUGGCUGUCUUAUAAAGAGGUGUCGGACAGAGCCGAGCACAUCGGUUCUGCUCUCCUGCACAGAGGACACUCUCAGACGGGAGACAGGUUCAUCGGUAUUUUUUCCCAGAACAGGCCUGAGUGGACCAUUUCAGAGCUGGCCUGUCACACAUACUCCAUGGUAGUGGUCCCACUGUACGACACACUCGGCACAGAGGCCAUCGCCUACAUUAUCGACAGAGCUGCUAUCUCAACUGUGAUCUGCGAUGUAGCCGAAAAGGCUCAGCUGAUUCUGGACAGCGGGAAGGGGCAAACUGUGAAGACGAUUGUGCUCAUGGAGGCGUUUGACGGCGACCUGGUGACCCGUGGACGGGAGUGUGGCAUCGAGAUCCUGAGUUUGAAAGACUUUGAGGCCUUGGGUAAAGCCAACCACCAGAAACCAGUGCCCCCGAAACCCGAGGACCUCGCACUUAUCUGCUUUACAUCUGGAACAACAGGAAACCCAAAAGGUGGAAUGCUUACUCACGGAAAUGUGAUCUCCAACACUGCAGCGUUCCUUAGAGUAACAGAGGUGCACUGCAUGCUGAACCUCCAUGACAUUCACGUAUCCUAUCUGCCCCUAGCUCACAUGUUUGAGAGGGUUGUACAGGGCGUCGUCCUCAUCCACGGGGCUCGAAUCGGCUACUUCCAAGGAGACAUUCGACUGUUGAUGGACGAUUUAAAAACGCUGCAACCGACGGUGUUCCCUGUGGUCCCGCGUCUCCUCAACCGUAUGUUUGAUAAGGUAUUCUGUCAGGCCAACACGCCGCUGAAGAAAUGGCUGCUCGACUUUGCCUUCAGCAGGAAGGAGGCAGAGAUGAAAAAUGGUGUGAUCAGAAGGGACAGCAUGUGGGACAAACUCAUCUUCAAAAAAGUACAGGCGAGUCUUGGUGGUCGCGUGAGACUCAUGAUCACGGGAGCAGCACCGGUGUCACCAACCAUCCUGACGUUCCUGCGAGCCGCUCUGGGUUGCCAGUUUUAUGAAGGCUACGGUCAAACUGAAUGUACCGCUGGAUGCUCCAUGUCAAUGCCAGGAGACUGGACAGCAGGUCACGUCGGGCCUCCUCUGCCCUGCAACGCUAUCAAACUGGUGGAUGUGGCAGAAAUGAAUUACCUGGCAGUCAACGGAGAAGGAGAGGUGUGUGUCAAAGGACCAAAUGUAUUCCAGGGAUACCUGAAGGACCCCGAGAAAACAGCCGAGGCGAUCGACAAGGACGGAUGGCUGCACACAGGAGACAUUGGGAAAUGGCUUCCUAAUGGCAGCCUUAAGAUCGUUGACAGAAAAAAGCACAUUUUCAAGCUGGCACAAGGGGAAUACAUCGCCCCCGAGAAAAUAGAAACCAUCUAUAAUCGCAGUGAUCCGGUGGCCCAGAUAUUCGUCCAUGGGGACAGCUUACAGGCGUGCCUCGUGGGGAUAGUGGUGCCCGAUCCAGACUUUUUACCUAUUUGGGUGAAGAAAAAAGGGAUUGAAGGAUCCUAUACCGAACUGUGCAGUAAAAAGGAGGUGAAGGACGGCAUUCUGGAGGACAUCCUGAGGUUGGGCAAAGAAGCAGGACUCAAGUCUUUUGAACAGGUGAGGGACAUAGCUUUACAUCCCGAGAUGUUUUCCAUCCAGAACGGCCUCUUGACGCCCACGCUGAAGGCCAAGAGGACCGAGCUCCGGAGCCACUUCAGAGAGCAGAUUGACAAACUUUACGCCAAAAUUAAGAUAUAAACUGGGACCGGGGAGCAAUGUAGGGAGGUGACAAUCAUUUUGAGUGCACAGCCAACAAAAAAUAGUCUUGUGAUGGGGCUUUGACCCGCUUUUCCUGCCAGUGACAGUCUUUGCAAUUUUUGUGGGAACUAAUUUCAGUUAAAAGUGCAUAUUGUUCUCACUUCAGUUAGUGAGUGUACAGCUAAAUGUUCUCUGCUAUUACUGGCUCAUUAGUCCAGAUUAUCCCAGAGUAUAUCAUCGUGUUACUGGUAUAAUUUAUACAAUUUAAUUUAAUUUGUAUCGCGCCAAAUCACAACAUACAUUAUCUCGCGGCACUGUACAAGGAUAAGAGUUAAAUAACACAAAAUGGGGGGAAAGUGAGACAUGCUCAUGCCUUAACUAAGUCUGACUACUUCAUGGUCAGAAAAGUUCAACCUCUGCAAACAUUUCUCUCAUGUUUUCUUGAGUGUCAGUCAGAAGAAGAAGAAAAAAAUACUGUAAAUGUGCUUUUUAAAACAGGUUUGCUGUGUCUCAAAUCAGAUACUGCAGUUAGUAAACCGACACCCACACGACCCACACACGUGUUCAAUCGGCAGUCAUUUUCACAAGUUUGAAAAGAUGUUGGUGGGCCCCCCCUCCACUUCUGCUAAGUCACCUUUGCUGCCUUAAAAUGGAGCUUGUGAGCUAAUGGUUAUGACAAAGAGGAAGUCGUACAUGCAGGUUCAAGGCACGAGAAGAGGGCUGCUUUACAAGGGCAACAUGUAGGCCAAUGUUAACGUUACUGUCUGUAACUCCAGAAGCCACAAAAUGCAAACGAUUUUGCAAAAGAGCAGAUGGGUGACGUCACACAGGAAACACAAAAGGAAAAGGACAGGAUGAAAAGAUGAGGCUGAUAAGGGAAUUUAAAUAGUAUUCAAAAAUGAUAGAAUAACUAAAAUGACAAUAUAUUGAUUUAGCAUCCAACCAAAAGUGUCCAUGUCCAAACCGUGCUCUUAUAGUUCACUGCAUGUUGUCACACUUUUAUUGAGACACAGCACGACAAACAUUGACUAUUUAUAUACCAGGCUAUUUAAUGUUGUGGUUAUCUACUGAAGCUGAUAACCUGUAAAUAGUGUAUCGUGCCUGUUACUCCCUGUGUUGUGAAUUCCCUGCAUUCCCACGUUCCUCAGAGCUGAAGGCUGAAGGGCCUGAAAUCCGCUCUAGUGCACAAUGUAUUUAAAAAGGCUGACUGGGAAUCGUGUUGCCAGACAGAUGUUUUGUUCUUCUUGGCCUUGUUUUUUCUUUUAAGACUGCGUGAAAAAUAUUGAAUGUUACUUUAUUCUACAUGAUGCUCCUUCCUUUCAAAUUUCAAAGUGCCACAAGCUGCAAGAUAAAAAGCUGCAUUCUAUCAUUUGUAUGAUACACAAUUAUUCAGGGGAAAUAUUUGGAAACAACGGUUUCACAUUUCAUGUUCAUCAUCACUUCAUUUUGUUGACAUUUCAUUUUUUUUUUAAAUCUAAAUUAAUUCCAGGCCCUUGUCAACAUUUCAUAUUAACUUUCACGGACGAUCCAUGAUACUAUCAGUGCUGUGAGCGACGGAACGGCAUUUCAGCCGUUUAACAAAAAGGCUUUGUUGUGAAUGUGUUUUUUUUUUUUAUUAUAAUACACAUCAAGUUGUGUCCAGGACUGUCAGAUCAAGCCAUAUUGUUUUUAUUUUUUGUUCCAGACUGUUCUGAUAUUGAAAAGGGCAACAGUGCAGUUUUGUGUUGAAGUACAGUCUCCAUAACUGUACCAAAUAAAUACUUCCUUCCAAA